Temnothorax curvispinosus is the source of this 2469-nucleotide messenger RNA. RefSeq names its product regulation of nuclear pre-mRNA domain-containing protein 1B. NCBI's taxonomy places the organism in Eukaryota, Metazoa, Arthropoda, Insecta, Hymenoptera, Formicidae. Gene Ontology annotation, cellular component: RNA polymerase II, holoenzyme. Gene Ontology annotation, molecular function: RNA polymerase II complex binding. The transcript is spliced from 5 exons. Gene Ontology annotation, biological process: mRNA 3'-end processing. The coding region runs from base 163 to 1179 and encodes 338 amino acids. The record is from RefSeq and is a predicted model, not a curated record.
UCCCUCCGUGCCUCCGACGUCGUCGUCGUCGUCGUCGUACGUUUGCGCUUGGUUCAGCUGUUGUCUCCGGUCCGCACUCGUGUAUACGCGUGCGUUCCGCAAACGCGACCUCGUCUCUGAUCCGACCGAGAGACCCCGACGAGGACCCUCGCCGACGGCGCGAUGACGGGGUUCACGGAGAACGCCCUGAUCAAACGGCUGAUGGACCUGAACCCGUCGCAGCAGAGCAUCCAGACGCUCUCGCUCUGGCUGAUACAUCACAGAAAGCACCACCCGACCAUCGUGAAGAUCUGGUUCAAGGAGAUGUGCAAAGUAAAGGACAAUCGCAAGUUGAUGUUUAUGUAUCUCGCAAACGACGUCAUCCAAAAUAGCAAGAAAAAAGGGCCAGAGUUUGGAAAGGAAUUCGAGACAGUCUUGCCAAAAGCUUUCGAGCACAUGAAGGGUUUUGACGACAAGACGAGAGACCGGUUGAACAGGUUACUACAAAUUUGGGAAGAGAGAGGGGUCUACGACAAAGCACAGAUAGCUGAAUUUAAAGCGGCUUUCGCUCCAUCUGAAAAGGACUCUGCAGCACCACCACCAAAAAAGAAGGCAAAGAUCGAAGUAGAAAAAACAAAGAAGGAAAAGAAGGAGAAAAAGAAGUCUGAGACUGAAGUGGAGGUGGACGGCACCAAAGAGCUUCACGUAACGUUGAGCCCGAGGACCCCCGGCGGCGAUCCACCGGAAACCGAGGAACUCAUCAAGGCCUUAAUGGAUCUGGAAAACACCGCGUCCUCGGACGCUGGCGUUAGGGAACGUAUCGCGUCCUUACCACCGGAGGUCUCGGAAGUUUCGCUACUCGCGAAUCUCGCUGAUCGAACGGCUGCGGAUCAGUUGAGUGCAGCGGUAAACGAAGCUGCCGCCCUUCUCGCCGACUACAACGGACGGUUGCAAGCUGAGAUGGAGGACAGGAGAAGACUGCUGACGAUGCUGCGAGAUUACACUUUGGCGCAAAGGCAGCUACUUCAACAGGCUCAAAGCACUCUAGAGGACUAUAAAGAAAAGCUUAAGAAGGUGUGUGCAGUUCGGUCGGAGGUAAAGUCUCACAUUUCGAAUCUUCCCGAUUUGACGCAAUUGCCCGACGUGACUGGCGGCCUGGCACCUCUUCCUUCCGCCGGCGAUCUGUUUUCCAUGCACUAGUGUAAGAUUGGGAACGCACUCGGGCAAGUGGCGUUUAUAUAGUUCAUUCACUUCGGUUUACGCGGAAGUAGACGGAAACGCGUCGAGAGAUCCAUAGUACAAGAGAUUUAUACGACGACAAAGUCUGAAAGAUUGUAGUCGGCGAACUUUGUACCGUGGAACAUUUGAUAAAUUCGAUAUAUAUAUAUAUGUAAUGAGAGUCCUCGAGUAUUACGUGCGUAAAGUACGAAACGGGGAAGUACCGACAGACAGGAGAAAAGUUAUUGAAGCUGUUGAUACUGAGAGUAAUGUUCGCAAUCGUUUUCUUGGGAAAUUUUUUAUUUAUACAUGUACAUAUAUAUAAAUAAGAAAUUCUUACGACUGGAUACCAUUCUUACGGCGAAUACAAAUGAAUACGAGGGCAUGAAGAAAAAUAUAUAAUUUGUACCGUAAUUCUCGGUUUUGUACUUUAAGUGACGAGUUGCCUAACUCAUUUUUGAAUCCUUUUUCGCGAAACAGCGUACAGUAUCUAAGUAGGUUAACAUAAAUUCAUUUUUAUGAAAUAAAUUGUUACAGAAGAGAGGGUAUCUUAUGUAUAUCUUAUAUAUAUGUAUAUCCUAACGGCAUGAAAGAUAACGAUGUUCCUGCAAUGCAAUGCGACGCAAAUCUGACAAAACUUGAAAUAUCCCGCAAGAUUUAUUUUGUAUCCUAUCAGCAAUCUAUCUCGGAUUGUACAAUAUAUACAUGUAAACAGCGCGCAUAAUCAAAUUUGUUGUGCGCUUGUUACGAAAAUCGUAAAAUGAUUAAGCAAGAGUGAAAUCCAUUUUAUAAACUCAGUUUGCAAUUUAUCCAAAAUUAUCACGAAAUUCAGAAUUCAUAGAAUUGACAGGGGCUAGCCGAGGCUUUCUAAGCCGAUAACGAGGUGUAGAUGCAUGUAUACACAUAUUUUUAAAAAGUGACGGUGUUUACUUUGUGCAUUGAACCUCUGUACAAUUGUUAGACAUCUUACAAGAUAUUUUUCAAAUACGCAAUCACUGUCCAUUGAUUGGUAUGUUGGAGAUAGCACUCCGAGGUUGCGUUACCAUCACUUGUAUAUAUUACAUACUGUAGUCUAGUACGAUUUCAGAACUGACAAGACACUCCUCAUGAAUAUCUGACUGUGAACGAACGAUAGAGUCCGCAUAGAUUAUAAUGUUGUACAUGUGACUAUUUUAAAAAGACAAAUUGCGUGACUGUGCAGAUUGAAAUCGGAACAGAAGAUUUGUAAUAUGCGGAAUAUUACUGCGGAAUAAAUGUUUUGAUCGUUAUAUA